GACGACGGUAACGCAGAAACCGACUUCCUUUCCAACGAAAGCGGCUACAGUGUCCACAUCACCGGUUUUAGCGCUGGACCUCGAAAAUGGCACCACGUAGAAGCAAGAGCAGCAAGAAUCCUCCGAUUUUCAGCCAUGACUUCUUUAUUCAAAACCAUGCAGACAUUGUGUCGUGUGUUGCAAUGGUGUUUGUCAUCGGACUAAUGUUUCAGGCUACAAGUCCGGUGGCAUCACUAUUUGUUGCAAUGCAGCACAAUGUUUCACGGAAUGAUUCAGCUGAAGAGGAAGUCACGCUUUACACCUGGGGCAAGAAAGAUGUUUUCUCUGUUUUUUUCUACUUCCUCAUCUGCAUCAUUGUUCAUGCUGUCAUUCAGGAAUAUGUCCUUGAUAAAAUGAAUCGCAAGAUGCAUUUGUCCAAAGUAAAACACAGUAAAUUCAAUGAAUCCGGGCAGUUACUUGUAUUCUACUUGGCUUCAGCUGUUUGGGGUGCUGACAUCAUUUUAAGAGAAGGCUAUGUGACUGGAAUCAGUCAGCUUUGGGAAGGUUAUCCAAAGGACCAUGCAGCCAUUCCAUUCAUGGUCAAAUUUUUCUUCAUAAUUCAGAUUGCUUACUGGCUCCACUGCUUUCCAGAGUUGUAUUUCCAGAAGGUUAAAAAGGAUGAAAUACCAGGCAGAGUUCAAUAUGCCACUCUUUACUUGGUUUUUAUCAUUGCUGCAUAUGUUUUGAAUUUUAACCGUGUGGCCUUGUGCAUGUUGGUUCUGCACUAUACUGUGGAAUUUGUUUUUCAUGGUGCUCGGCUCUUUUAUUUCUCAGAGAAAACAGACUUGGCAUCCACAGCGUUCCGAGUGUUUGAUGUUCUGUUUGUGUUAGUUCGGCUGGGUACUAUUACACUUGCUGUUCUCACAUUCUGGUAUGGCUUGGAGCAGACAAGCGAACCAAGCAUCGAUAUUGUAUCAGGCAACUUUAACACUCAGCUUGUCAGGAUCAACUGCCUGGCAGCAUCUUGUCUGAUGCAAGCCUGGUUGAUGUGGAAUUUCAUUACAUUCCGCCUACGCAAACUCAGAGAGCAAAGCGUUGCUAGUCGCAAAACACGCUCCCCAAGCAAGAAAAAAGCAGUGACUAAAGCUGUGUCAGCAGAUGAAGAUAUCAGCUCCCUUCCGGAAGUGGACCAGAAUUCAGCCACUGAAAAUGGCAGCUUGCGAUCCCGCCCCAAAGGGAAAAAAGCACUUUGAUUGGAUUAGCAUGAGAACGUGUGCACAGAACUACACAUCAUGUUGAGAAUUACCUGCUUGUGUUGUUACUCAUGUGGUUUAUUGUAAUGUUUAUAUGUGUACGAAUGCACUAUUGAAUAUUAUGACAUGCAUGUGUGUGUAUGUGUGUUUGUUGUAUUACAAUAUCAGUUCUUUAGUCUAUACAAAUUUAUCUUUCUGUACUUUGUCAGAUGUAUUACCUAUUAGUUUUUCUUCUCUGAGCUAUAAACUUUAUUUCCCCAAACUUAUGCUACCAUAUUCAUUCAAGCUGUUCACUGUAUUAGUUUGUGUAUUCUACCAUUAUUUUCACUGUCUUACUAACAGUACGACAACAUGGUUUGUGUAGUUUUAAUGUUGCAUUUGUAUGUACUUGAUUUUCUUCCUCUUAAAACUUGUUUCUAUUGAUGUUUGUGGCUGUGUAUAAAAAAAUUCUAAAAUGUUUUUUUUUCUUUUUUUCUCAAAGAAGCAGUGCAUCAUUUCAGUCAAAAUGUAUUUGGUAUGGGCGCUUCUUGUGAUUUGUCCUUGUAAAGAUUGCUGACUCAUUUUUAAAUCUCUUGCUUCCAUAUGUAGAGCUAUAAGCAAAUGCUAAUGCAAUCACAGCUACUUUCAUUUUUUUUUAAAAGUCUUUUGUGUCAAUUGGCAUAAAAAGAUUUUUUUCAGGAUGAACAGGAAAAUAUCCUUUCAUUUAUUUUUCAAGAGUUUUUCCAGACUAAACUGCAUGAUCACUCAGUACUCUCGUCUUUAAUAACAUUAAAAUUUACAAAGGAAAUUGUUGAAUCCUGUCUUACAUUUAUACUACUGGUGACUUAAACUAGGAAUGGAAACUUUGCAAAACAUCUGAAUAUAGGAAAAUACUGUUGGGUUAGGAUUUUAAGGGGUUUUUUGGGGGUGGGUGGGGGAUAUAAAUAUGUUAACUUUGCUGAAUAAAAGACAAAAUACCUUUAAACCAUAAAAAAUAUGUGUCCUUGGUGGAUGUCAUAGGUUAAUAGUUGAUGGGCUCCAAGUUUUAUCAAAAGGUCUUCUGGCAGUUCAGCUCUGCUGUUUGUGCAAGUGCCUUUCAUUUAGGUUAUAGGAGUAUGCAAACAUCAAGUGUGUGGACCUCCCACCACCAAGUAAACUCUAAAUCUUUUUUAACAGAAUUCCAUGCUGUGUCACUUGGCAAGCUUGCCCAUUACCAGGUCCACCUUUGUGAGAAUAUGUCAUUUUCACUUUUAUUAGCCCUGGCUCAUUAUUCAAGGCAAAUCUGGAAAAUGACAUGAGUAUUAUUGUGCUUGCCCCUCCUGCCCUCUUGGACCUCAACACCACCACCUAUUUUUUUUUUUUUUUUCUUUUGUAGCAAGGAGUGAUCUCUGGCCAGCUAUUUUUCAUAGCUAUAAAGGGUUUCUCCAUCUCACAUAUCAAUCCCCUUAAUCUUUGUGACUAGGGUGCUGUUAGUAAGUCAUUAUAUUUAUAAUAGCAGACAGUGUUAUUCAAUAGCUGUAUGUCAUGGAAAAAAUUUAAAUGUAGCUUGUGUUUCAAUCAUUUUUUUUGUUUACUGAAUUCUGGUGUACUCUUGAACAGGAAAGAGUGAAAGGAAAAUUGGUGUAUACAUUUGAAAAAUGAAGGUUUUUAGAUUUUUCUGUUUCUUUCUGGCAUUACUUCCUUAUUUCUGUCCUUAAUUUUGUUAACGAGCUUUUCCUAAGUAUUACAGCUUCAAACUUACUGACUUAGUGGAUAACUUUAUGCAUCAUUUAAAAAAUUUUUGAUAAUGCUGUGGGAUUUUCUUCACCUUGCCCCUGUAAGACAAUAAUUUAUAUACACUUUUCCAUGUGUUUUGGAAAAGAACAGUAGAGAGCGAGGCAAAAGACAUUGGAACCACAUGGGCCCAACAGAAGGGGGCUACCCAAAACCAGGUCCGUUGGCGAAGUGUUGUUGCAGCUCUAUGCUCCUCAAAGGAGCAACAAGGAAUAAACUAAACUAGUUUUCCGUGUUUGGUCUAGUCAGUUCCCCUGACUCCCUUUUUGUCAUAGUGUUUAUCUGUAUAAUUGAAAGCUAAAUUUUUAAAAAUUAUAUUUUUAAAAAACAUUUUCUAUAAAAUAUGUACCAAAGAUUAAAGCAUAGUAAUUAUAAGUGAAUAUUGUAACCUUAAAUGUGUAGUGAUACUUCUCAUUUACAGGUAUUGAUUACAACAUAGACUAGAAUAACCUUUCUUAUGUUGCUAAAGGUAGUAAACAUGUUGAGUAACUGUGAAUUAUGUUAUAAAAGUAGGCUGUGUUUGUGACUUUUUUUUUUUUUAAAACAAAACAUUAUACAAGAGCAAGCCCUAGUUGAGCACAGCAUAAAACACAAACAUACUAGAGCGGGUACCACAGCCUGACCCAUACCAACAGAUGGGAACUAGGAACUCCUACACAGCAUCAAAAAAUAACAGCUCUUCUGAAGUUAGUAACAACAUAUGGAAUUGAGUGUUGCCAUAAGUUACUAAACCAGCGCACAGUUACAAGCGUAGAGCCUUUCUAUCAGUAGGUAGAAAAUUCCUAUGGCACACUAUACCAGACACAUAGAGCAAAGUAAACUAAGGGAAAAUUUCUGAUGUAUUUGGUUUUUGUUUUGUUUGUUUAUAUUUUUUGUGAGGAAUUUAAUGGUGGUGGUUUUACAGAAAAUAAGAUGGGUUGGGUUUUUUUCCAUUUCUGUAGACUUUAUUUAUUCUUGUAUGUUAAUGUCUGGGGAAAAAAAAAUGUGUCCACAGAUAGGAAGAGAAGCAUGAUGCUUGUUGUAAACAUAAUGACAUGCUUUUUCUUUUGUUUAUCUUGUUUCUAUUUUCAUCAUGAAGAUAGUUUGGUCUUUUGUUUAUUAGUCCCAUGUUCUCUCAAUAAACUUAAAAAUUAUUAAAAAAAACAGAAGGUUUAUUCUGAAAUUUGUCUUAAAUGUUUUCAAAUUUCUUGAUUACUUCUGUUUUGUCUAGUCACGAGUGUCACCUGUUAUGUCUAAAAUGCCUUGUCCCCAUCGCAUUGUACAAUGACCCCGUUCCAAGCUUUUAAGGUUGGCCUAAAGACCCAUCUCUUUCGUGAAUACCUCCAGUAGCUGGUAGUCUUUAUUUCGCUAUGUUGAUCUUUCUUUGCACAUUUUCUUUAUUUUUGUUGUUUGCAAACCAUGUUACUGUAUUAGUCUUGCUGGGCAGUUGCCAUAGAAACUGCUAUACAAGGUUUUGGAAUAAGCUUGAGAAUUUAUUAAUUUUAUUUAAUAGGAAAAGGGGAUGAAGUUCACUGUCUGCUUAAACCUAAAGGAAUAAAAUUUGUACCAAGCUCUGUGGACUAUAGCAAAUAUAUAUCUGAUAGACAUGCACCAGUGAAAUUCACCAUCAAUGAAUGCACAGUAUUAGAAAUGUUAUGGUCAUGAGAGGAAAGGCAGGCACUUUAUUUUGGAAUGUUAAUGUUUGGUUUGAAGAUCAUUUCCUUAAGCCACCAUCCCAGUCAUGCUUUGAAAACCCCAAAUCAGUUUUACAAAGAUUGAAAAUAUUUUGAUACUUAAAGGGUUUUUCACAUGCUGCAUGCUAUGUAAACAUUUUUGGAAUCCUUUUAUUUUCCAGUCCUUUAAUUUUCAUGUACUUCCCCUGGCCUUCAUCCCUAUCUCUCUGACAUGGAAUGGUACACUGGUGACAGUUAAGUGUUUGUUAUCAAUACAAUGGGAAUAAGGUGUCCUGAGUUCAGAUCUCAUCUCAGGCAGACUGGUUUUUCACUGCAUGUAGUACCUGUUGAAAAGGGUCGGCUAUUUUGCCAUGGUUGCUGGCUCAGAAUAUAACAUCUCAAGCUUCCUCUUAUGACUUGAGUGCACUGCUAACUGCAUACUUGGAGUUUUCAGUUUUGUUGCAUGCUUUUCAUGGAGAUUGUUUUUAAAAAGAAACUUAAUGUUUACUCUUCAUGGAAAACAAAAUGCCUGCAUCACUAUGCUUGCUUGUAUCUUGGAAGGUUUUUUGUUUUUUUUUAUCAGACAGUUUAGAGCGUAUGUGUCUCUGGAACAUUUUUCCAGUGGAGUCUUGGCAAUAAGCUGUUGUUAAGCAUAAGUUGCUCUAUGCUUGUGGUUCAUUGCUAUGAAGUGGUACAUCUAGAAAUAUCGGUGAUCAUUAAAUGUGGAAUGAGCUUCUUUAGUUCUUGUACUUAAUCUGAAACAUCUUCCAAAAAUAGGAGCUCUCUAGUGGCUGUAAGUUAAUUCUUUGUCUUAUCAGGAUUUAUCCCAGCAUCAAACUUCCCAUUUUUAAAACAAGUAUUUGUCCACACCUAUCAAGGGUGCUAUGAUAACUGUUCUAAAUAACAUUGUAUUUAUUUUUAGGAAAGUGUUCAUAUUUUAGAAAUUAGAAGUGGACUGAUGAUAAAAGUACUAAAUGCUUACUGUGAUUGGGUUUACGGAAUACAUGUGUUCUUGGAAUAUAGUGUUUUCUCCCAUUAAAAUCUUUGCAAGUAUGAAAACUAAAAAUGUUCCUACAAAUAUAAUUCUAUGUGCAUAAUGUGAGUAAAGUCCGAGACUUCUUACGAUCAUUGUGAAAAUCUGAAAUGUCAUUUAUUAAGCUGAAUUAUAAUGUUAAAUGCAUCAAAUAAGGAAGAAUAUUUUUUCAGAAAUCUGAAUGGUUUGAAGCAAGACUGGUUCAUGUUUUGGCACUUGGACAAUAAGUUUUCUUUUUACAAAAUAACCAUGUACUAUUUUUGUGUAUGGUGACAAGUACUCUGGCAGUGCUAUUCUGCAUGAAAUAAACAUCGCGUAGUGUUAA
Messenger RNA from Pomacea canaliculata, 5994 nucleotides. Its product is annotated as translocating chain-associated membrane protein 1-like 1. The record is from RefSeq and is a predicted model, not a curated record. NCBI's taxonomy places the organism in Eukaryota, Metazoa, Mollusca, Gastropoda, Architaenioglossa, Ampullariidae. The transcript is spliced from 13 exons. Gene Ontology annotation, cellular component: endoplasmic reticulum membrane. Gene Ontology annotation, biological process: protein insertion into ER membrane; SRP-dependent cotranslational protein targeting to membrane, translocation. Bases 87 to 1232 code for a protein of 381 amino acids.